Messenger RNA from Racocetra fulgida, 170 nucleotides. The record is from the annotation of a GenBank genome assembly. Lineage: Eukaryota; Fungi; Glomeromycota; Glomeromycetes; Diversisporales; Gigasporaceae.
GUUUUGCUGAAGCACCGGUUGAACAUUUAAUAGAAGCACCAUGUGAAUGUAUUCUGGAAGCACCAGGCGAACAUGUAAUAGAAGCACCGGGCAAACAUGUAAUAGAAGCACCAGGCAAACGUAUCCUGGAAGCACCGAGCGAACAUGUAAUGAAAGCACCAGGCGAACAU